This is a messenger RNA of Botrytis porri, 1104 nucleotides long. RefSeq lists its product as uncharacterized. The coding region runs from base 1 to 1104 and encodes 367 amino acids. The record is from RefSeq and is a predicted model, not a curated record. The transcript is spliced from 5 exons. NCBI's taxonomy places the organism in Eukaryota, Fungi, Ascomycota, Leotiomycetes, Helotiales, Sclerotiniaceae.
AUGCCCAUUAACUCGAGAAAGGAACGAAUCAUACCAGGGAAGGGGUUGGUCAUUGACCUGGUCGAAACUUUACAACAGCAGAUGAGGGAAAUUCAUGCCAAGGCUUUGAACGCCCAAAAUUCUCCGCCAGAAUUGGUGCCUAGAAAUGAUAGUGCAGACCAAGCUUUACAAACGGAGAGAAGAUACAUUGGGAUAGUUCAAAAGCAGUUGAGUGAUGAAAGGAAGGAAACAAAAAGACUCAACGAUCCAUUAGACCAUCAGAGACGAUUUCAAUCAAGCACUGGAACACCUGUAUCUCAGCCGUAUAAUAUCCCUCAAACUGGCUUAGUGGAAGUCGCCCACAAGGAGAUAGUGGAUCUGAAAAAAGCUUUGAAAGAGGAAAAGACUAGAUCUCAGUGGUUCAAGGACCAAUUUGCCGAUCAACAAAUGAAAUACACGGAAGUGGACACGCGCGCUUCCUCAUUGAAUGCCGUCAAGGAUGCUGCCGUAGAAGCACUAGAAAGAGAAAAAAAGAAGUCGAAAGAUUUGGAGAAAGCGCUCGAGAUUGAGAAAAGGGUCCCAUUAGCUCGGAAAGUUUUAGCAGAACAAAGGCAGGAACGGAAAGCGUUGGCAGAGGUGGAUGAGGAACUUUUGAAUGGAAGAACUCGAAGCCAAUCAGUUGCUGGAGUAUCAUCAUCAUCAUCGGCGAAGAAGCGGAGGCUUGAUCCAACUUUAGAGGAGUUAGGGUUGGAGAGAAAAUCCCUCAAAUUUGAAGGCGGUAAAUGUGGGCAGUGUUUCAAAAACAUUAAAUCUCAAGAUGCCGAUGGGCCUUGCCGAUAUCAUCCUGGGGCAAAAACAAUACACCCGCGAGCCCUUCCAAUGCUCGUCGAUCGGCAUGGUGAGAGAUGUUACGAAGGCAAAUCGGUUGACGAAAUGUUGGCUGUUUACGGGUCAUCCCGUUGGCUUAGCGAUUGGUUCUGGAGUUGCUGUAAACGGAGCGCGGGCGGACUUAGUAGCUCCAUUUCAGAUCAGAGUAUGAGAUCACCACCUACAGGUCAGAGGGAUCGGUUCAUUUGGCCAACCUACUCGUCUUCUCAAAAGAUUCAAUUAUCUCCAGCAGAUUAG